UGGUGGGGUUCAUGGGCAGAGAAUGAGAAUCGUGACACACUCACCUGGUAUCUCCUUGAUGAGCUCUCCACCUAUGAAAAUGACCAUAAGCACUUGCUUGUCAAGCCCAUUUACAUCCAGGACCUGCAGUUGAUGCAUGAAUGCAUCUCAGCUGAUGUUGCAGGUCUGCGGAGUGACCUACACACCCUAACAGCCAUGCUCUACAAUGGGCAGCUGACUCACCUGCCCAACUCACUCAGCAGCACAGGCAUGUGCAAUGCUCUACACUCGUCAACUCUGCUGUCAAACCUAGGCAACCCCUGCAUUAUUCAUCACUCAUCUGGAUCCCAGCCACCCAGCUCUGAAGCUGCCUCUUGGAGACAGAUCAUGAAGCACUGGACGGAUGAUUGGCUGCCUGAGUGGAUCCAUGGGAAGAACAAGAAGUUUUUUGCAAUGAAGUACCACCAACACUUAGUGAUCGCACUGGAGUUUCUCGACCAGUUCAAUGGACAUGAGCCUGCAUUCCUCACCGCAUAUCCAGAGGCCACUGUGGGCCACACAGCUUUGCUUCAGGCAAUCAACCGCAUGAAAAAGGAGUGUGGGGAUAUCAUCCCUUGAAAGUAGUGAGUUAUACUUCUUGCACUCUGCCAGCUGAAUCUGCGCUGAUGAUUUUUAGACUCUUUUUCUUUCUUUCUUUC
This is a messenger RNA of Suillus fuscotomentosus, 677 nucleotides long. RefSeq lists its product as uncharacterized. The transcript has 6 exons. The annotation marks the transcript as partial. The record is from RefSeq and is a predicted model, not a curated record. NCBI's taxonomy places the organism in Eukaryota, Fungi, Basidiomycota, Agaricomycetes, Boletales, Suillaceae.